GUAAAGAAUGCUCACUUGCGGUUAUUGCAGAGCUCUAUAAGAAGAGCUCUACAGACUUCUGAGGAUCACUGAGGUUCAGAUUCUGAAAGCUGCGUCUUCACGCUGGUUAGAGAUCCUCUGCUAAGAUGCUCCGCAACAUCUUUCUUGUCACCUUGCUCGUAUAUGCAGUCUGCGCAACUCAUUGGGAGAUUCGUGAAGUGGGCUCUGCUGAGGACCAGGAUGAAGAGAUCUCUGCUGAUGACAUGAUGAAAGAGCAGAUAUUUCUGUGCAGUGCAUGCAAAACACUUAUUGCGAUGGUGAAAAAUAUGAUCCCAGCCCAUGCAACGCCGGUUCAAAUUAAAGGCAUACUGGAAUACUUCUGUGGGAAAAUGUGGCUGCUGAGAGGUACAUGCCUGAAUAUAGUUCGACAGCAUCUACACGAUCUGGUCGAUGAGCUGAUGAAGAAUGAUAGCACAAAUGCUGUUUGUACUAAAAUUCAUGUCUGCUAGUAGGAACCACAGAAAUACCUACUCCAAAAGUUUAUAAUCAUUGUUCAUUGUCGUACGUGAUCAAGCUUGUGACAAUUUCUAAAUGAGAAUAAAUGAUUACUGUGGAAGCAUUAUAAAAAACAAAAAAAAAAAAUUGUGAAAACAAAAUAAAAUAUAUGAAUAAAACAAUAAUUUGUGUGUUUUUUUUUUUUUUUUUUUUACUGUUUUCUAAUUAUUAAGCUAAAUCAAAAUAAAUAAACAGAAUAAAUGGUAUCUAAAUAUUUAGAGACGAUAUUCUCAAUAAAUAAAUAAAUAAUAUCUUUCAUCGCACUGCUUUGUAAGUGAGGCCUAAAUUAAAUCUUUUUUUUUUAACAAGCUCAUUUUUCCACUAAUGACUACAGAUGUUUUUAGAUAAGAGCACUGAAAUGAAAUUAAUCAAAUUAAACUGAAACUAAACUGAAAACUAUAUGUUUAAAUCUUAAGUCAACUAUGCUGCUUGCAGAAUGUAUAUCAGUCCACUAUGACAGAUGUGAAUGAAAUAUAGACAUAGUUUCAGAUAAAUGAAGGGUUCUUGUGGCUAAUCACGAGACUUCUGCCAUAUCUAGGACAGAGUUCCUACCACAGUUGUAUACUUUCACACCAUUUAAAGGGCCAUGCCUGAUCUGAUAAUGCCAUUUCUGACUUGAUGUCAUGAUCCUGGUCUUUGUUUUCUGUAUCCGUGUUUAAGGACUUUAAUUUUGUAGUUUUUGUGUCUUAUUGUUCACUGUCUCCCUGCCUCUCUGUUCCCUUGUUUGUGGCCAUGGAUGUUAAUUGAACCACACCCACUUCCUCAUUAGUCACCCCGGUUACCAAUUAGAUCAUUACCUCUGCCCUGUGUAUAAAUAGUCCUUGGCUUUCCCUUGUAUUUUGUCAGUUGUUAAUGUCUGUAAUGGUUGCUUUCUGUUCUUGUCUGGUUUCUCAGUGUCUCCCGUUUUGGAUUAUUUGUUGUUUUUUUUCUUGGACUUUCAAUAAACAGAUCCUCACCUCA
Labeo rohita (rohu) is the source of this 1494-nucleotide messenger RNA. RefSeq names its product antimicrobial peptide NK-lysin. Lineage: Eukaryota; Metazoa; Chordata; Actinopteri; Cypriniformes; Cyprinidae. Gene Ontology annotation, biological process: defense response to bacterium. The record is from RefSeq and is a predicted model, not a curated record. Bases 126 to 488 code for a protein of 120 amino acids. The transcript is spliced from 4 exons.